AUGUCUAUGGAGGUCAAACGGGGAAGUCCCAAAUUGUUUUGGAACUUGGCAGCCCAUGCUCCCAGGUUGGCGCGUCUCUCUGGCCCGCUGGUGUUGCAGAACCUGUCUGGCUUCAUGCUAUCGGUCAUCUCCACCGCCUUUAUUGGCCACCUAAAUGACAAGGUCAAGCUGUCGGCUGCUGUAAUGGCCAGCUCCUUCUACAACAUAACGGGCUACAGCCUAGUCAUUGGGCUAUCGGCGGGCAUGGAGACGCUAUGCGGCCAGGCCUACGGUGCGGGGAAUUAUGCCAUGCUGGGUCUGGUGCUGCAGCGGGCCUUGCUCAUCUGCUGGGUGGCCUGCGUGCCCAUCUCGCUAUUCUGGACACAGGCGCACCGGCUGCUGCUGGUGCUGCACCAGGAGCCGGAGAUUGUAACGGGGGCCAGCAGCUGCAUGUACCGCUACCUGGUGACGCAGCAGGAGGUGCGGCCGCCCAUGAUCUGCACCAUCAUCACGGCGGCGCUGUGCCCCGCGUACAACUGGCUGCUCAUAUACAGGUUUGAGUUGGGUCUGGACGGCGCGGCCUGGGCUUUCCUGGCGUCGACGGCCACAUAUACCCUGCUGCUCAUAGCGUACACUGUUCUACGGGAAUGGCUGCAGUACAAGAACAACUCUCCGCGGCGAACCUGGGCAGGUUUCAGCUGGCGGGCAUUUUCGGACUGGGGGACGUACCUGCGCUUUGCUGCGCCUUCAGCCGCCAUGAUUUGCAUGGAAUGGUGUGCCGUUGCCAUGGCUGCUUGGUAUGCUGCAAACCUGCUGGGUGCUUAUUGGGUGCUGGGCUUAGCUAUGGGGCACUUUGCUAUGGGGCACUUAGCUAUUGGGCACUUAGCAAUUGGGCACUUAGCUAUUGGGCACUUAGCAAUUGGUCACUUAGCUAUUGGGCACUUAGCAAUUGGGCACUUAGCUAUUGGGCACUUAGUUAUUGGGCAAUUAGCUAUUGGGCACUUAGCCAUUGGCGAACACCGGCCGAACGGGCUUUCCCCAAAACACGCCAUGCGGACGUAUAUGAUUCCCAUGUCGCUGGGCACCGCCACGAACACUCGAGUGGCCAAUGCGCUGGGUGCGGGCUCCGCGGGGGCCGCGCGCACCGCCGCACGGGCCGCCCUGUCCGCCGCCGUGGUGUUGCAGCUGGUUCUGGCUGCAGGGCUGUUCGCGGGCCGGCACCUGGUGGCCCGGGUGUUCACCUUGGAGACCGAGAUCGUGUACAACGUUGGCCGCAUUAUGCCUGCUCUGGCUGCCAGCGCGGUGGGCGACGGGCUAGUGGCGGUGCUGGGCGGUGUGCUGCGUGGCGCGGGACGUCAGACCUGGGGUGCGGUGCUCAACCUGGUUGGGUACUGGCUGGUGGGCUGCCCGCUGGCGAUGCUGCUGGGCUUCACGGCCCACCUGGAUGUGGUGGGCUUUUGGUGCGGGCUGGCGGCUGCUACAUCCUUGCAGGCCAUCAUUUUGGCAGUAGUGGUCUCCCGGUUCAACUGGGACCUUGAGGUGGCGCGCGCAGCCAAACUUGUGUCAAGUCACGCCGCGAUAGCUGCACCGCAGCAGCAGCAGCAGCAACAACAACAACAACAACAACAGGCAGACGGCCGUCAGGUCUUUGCCACGGGCUUCAUUGCUACCGCUCAUUAUUGCGCUCGCCAAUGA
Molecule: messenger RNA, 1674 nt
Organism: Volvox carteri f. nagariensis
Lineage: Eukaryota; Viridiplantae; Chlorophyta; Chlorophyceae; Chlamydomonadales; Volvocaceae
Exons: 11
Coding region: 1-1674 (557 amino acids)
Biological process (GO): xenobiotic detoxification by transmembrane export across the plasma membrane
Cellular component (GO): membrane
Molecular function (GO): antiporter activity; xenobiotic transmembrane transporter activity
Source: RefSeq, a predicted model, not a curated record